AUGCCGUCCAGAUCAGACAUCACCUAUUUCGGUGCUGGGCCAGCUUUGCUGCCCACUGACGUCCUCGAGGAAGCUGCCGCGGCGCUUCUCAAUUACAAUGACACUGGCCUUGGAGUUGCCGAACAUUCGCAUCGAUCGCAGAUUGCGGCGACCAUAAUCAAUGAGGCCAAGGCCGAUCUGGUCUCGUACCUGGACAUACCAGACGACUACGAAAUCCUGUUUAUGCAGGGAGGAGGCUCCGGACAAUUUGCCAGCAUGGCAUACAACUUUGUUGGCAACUGGGUCACUCGCAAACAGAAGGAAGUGCAGGGUUCGGAAAGCGAUGAGAGCGCAGUCCCGAAGCUCAAGUCGGCCGUGGAGAAUCUCAAGAUUGACUACAUAAUCACUGGCGGCUGGUCACAGAAAGCAGCGGCCGAAGCCGAGCGACUUUUUGGCCCGGAACAUGUCAACAUCGUGGCUGAUGGCCGUAAAGAGAACGACGGCAAGUUUGGAACGAUCCCGAGCGAGGAUACCUGGAAACUCUCUCGCGAUCAUGCCAUGGUUUUUCUAUGCGACAAUGAGACAGUCCACGGCGUCGAGUUCCCUGGAUUCCCCAAGUGUCUCGAGCCGGGGCCUGACGGACCAAUCGUUGUCGCUGAUAUGAGCUCCAAUAUCCUUUCGAGGAAAAUCCCGGUAUCCAAGUACGCAGCCAUCUUCUUCGGCGCCCAAAAGAACCUCGGAUCGACUGGUAUCACCGUCGUCAUCAUCCAGAAACGCUUCCUCCAACAGCCUUCUGCAGCCUUGAUGAGACAGCUCUCACUACCAGUCCCGCCUCGCAUCCUCGAAUUCGAAACUAUUGCCAAAAACAACAGUCUUUAUAACACAUUGAGCAUUUUCGAUAUAUUUAUCGCGGGUCGGGUGUUGAAGCGCCUGUUACAACAACAUCCCGACAAGGUCCAAGGACAGCAGGUCCUCUCCGACAAGAAGGCUCAACUCAUCUAUGAAGCCCUCGAGGCCUAUCCCGACAUUUACCAGAUCAUCCCCGACAAGACAGUACGGUCACGUAUGAACAUCUGCUUCAGAAUCAAGGGUGGCGAUGCCGUCGAGGAAACAUUCCUCAAGGACGCUGCUGCCUUGGGGCUGACUGGGCUGAAGGGCCACCGCGAGCUCAAAGGCAUCCGAGCUUCCAAUUACAACUCGAUUUCUCUCGAGGGUGCGGAGAAGCUUGCCAAAUUCAUCCGCGAUUUCGCAUCACGGUAG
Messenger RNA from Trichoderma citrinoviride, 1239 nucleotides. Its product is annotated as phosphoserine aminotransferase. Gene Ontology annotation, molecular function: pyridoxal phosphate binding; O-phospho-L-serine:2-oxoglutarate transaminase activity. The coding region runs from base 1 to 1239 and encodes 412 amino acids. The transcript has 4 exons. Gene Ontology annotation, cellular component: cytoplasm. Gene Ontology annotation, biological process: L-serine biosynthetic process. NCBI's taxonomy places the organism in Eukaryota, Fungi, Ascomycota, Sordariomycetes, Hypocreales, Hypocreaceae. The record is from RefSeq and is a predicted model, not a curated record.